Messenger RNA from Balearica regulorum gibbericeps (East African grey crowned-crane), 974 nucleotides. The record is from RefSeq and is a predicted model, not a curated record. NCBI's taxonomy places the organism in Eukaryota, Metazoa, Chordata, Aves, Gruiformes, Gruidae.
GGGUUGUUUCUCUAUUGGCUGUUCAUCCUUCUACAGUAAAUACGCUUGGAAAACAGCUCCUGCCAAAAACAUUCGGACAGUCUAAUGUCAACAUUGCACAACAAGUGGUUAUUGGUACACCUCAGAGACCUUCAGCGCCAAAUACUAUCCUGGUAGGAAGUCCACAUACACCUAACACACAUUUUGUAUCACAGAACCAGACUGCAGAUUCUUCGCCAUGGUCUGCUGGGAAGCGGAACAAAAAAGGAGAGAAGAAUGGCAAGGGUUUACGUCAUUUCUCUAUGAAGGUUUGUGAGAAGGUACAAAGAAAAGGAACCACCUCAUACAAUGAGGUGGCAGACGAGUUGGUUGCAGAAUUCAGUACCACUGAUAAUCACAUUUCACCAAAUGAAUCACAGGCUUAUGACCAGAAGAAUAUUAGACGACGUGUCUAUGAUGCCUUAAAUGUCCUUAUGGCCAUGAACAUUAUCUCUAAAGAGAAGAAAGAAAUCAAAUGGAUUGGUCUACCUACUAACUCGGCUCAGGAAUGUCAGAAUUUAGAGGUAGGCAGCGAUACAGUUGCAGCAAGAAGUUCAAGGCCGAUCAAGAGAGACUUUAGGACCUUAGGACAACUGGUUAAGGGAAAAGGAGCACCAGUAGUGUUCUCCUCGAUCCCUCUAGUUGCAGGGAAUUGUGACGGGAGAAAUGGGAAGAGCCAGCAUAUCAACACUUGGCUCCGAGCCUGGUGUCACUGGCAGGAUUUUGGGUUUUUUGAUCAUGGGUUGGUCUACAUGAUACCAGGCCUUCUGGCAACAGAUGGGGUAUACCCGUUUCAAAGGGGGGAAAGGAUUUUUGCACAGGAAUUAGCAGGGCUCAUCAAAAGCUUUAAACUAGUUUCAAAGGGGGAAGGGGAUAAAAGCAGGCUUGCCAAAGAUGAGCCUGGGGGCAGCAUGCCAAUGUGUGCUAGUGAAGUCCUUCAGUCUUCAUCUCAGUGA